This is a messenger RNA of Liolophura sinensis, 3803 nucleotides long. RefSeq lists its product as uncharacterized. Lineage: Eukaryota; Metazoa; Mollusca; Polyplacophora; Chitonida; Chitonidae. The record is from RefSeq and is a predicted model, not a curated record.
GUGAAUAUAUACAAAGAAAAUUGUCAUAGUCCAUCAUUCACGGACCAAUCCGAGUUUUGCCGAACGUUUAACCGAUGUGCUUCACAAGCGUGGGUUUACGAGAGCUGUGUGUUGUUAGCGCUUUGACCUGAAUCUUUCAUGCGCAAAUUUUGAGGAUAACGUGUUUAUGAUGUCUCAGGAAACCACAGCAAUGGAACACAGAGAAAUCUCUUCUCCAAGGGUGGGAAAAUUCAACGUAUACGUGCAGGGAAGCCUGAAAAGUGGAGUGAAGAUCCUCACGGUACACGAUUUAGGAUGCAACCACACGAUGUGGGCACGGUUUGUCAAUCAUCCAGAUGUGGCAGAGAUCACAAAGAGAGUCGCCUGGAUCCAUGUGGACAUCCCAGGCCAGGAGGAUAAUGCUGAAGAUCUCAAACCCGAUUAUAAAUUUCCGUCAAUGAAGAGUCUUGGUGAAGACUUAGUGUGUGUGCUGGACCAGCUAGAUAUCACUCAGGUGGUGUGUCUGGGUGAGGGAGCAGGAGCCAAUAUUGUCUGUAGAUUCGCGAUGGCACAGCCAAACCGUGUGAUGGGAGUGUGCCUUAUCCACUGUACUGGAACCACUGCGGGCUUCAUGGAGUCUCUCAAGGAUAAGGUCAUCAACUGGAAGCUUGAUCACAUCGGGAUGAAUCCUACAGCGGAGACCUACCUGGUCCUCCAUAGGUUUGGCUCUAGUACGACUGAGUUUGAAAGCGCCCAGAAUAAGGAACAGCUAAAUAAGGUGAUCGAGUCAUUCCAACAGUCCCUUAGGUCCAAAAUCAAUGCCAAGAACCUGCGACGCUUUGUGGAAAGUUUUCUCAACCGGACCAAUAUCACAGACAGUGUUGGGAAAUUACAGUGCCCUGCCCUGCUGGUGACAGGCUCCAAGGCCUCCUUUAACCACACGGUCCACACCUUUCAUCAGGCCAUGCUGCACAAACUGGACAAGAAGAAGGUGGAGCUGUUAGAAGUGGAGGGAGUGGCUAAUGUCUUGGAGGAGAAGACUUCAACUCUAGCCGAGAGUUUUCUGUAUUUCCUGCAAGGUGUUGGAGCAAUUGGAGGUGUACCCAUGCCACGCAUGGUACGACAAUCUUCAUUGGAUGGAGUUGGUCGCUCACGCAGCAAAUCGAUGGAGGAGGCCGACCAACCGAGGGGGAUUUACUCAACAAGUCCAACAAAGGGCGGUUUCCUGUCUAGCAGCCUGCCCAAAACUGUCCCGCAAGAGGAUCAGGAGACCAAUAACAUGGAGACCUCAGAGACCGAGAAGACAGGAGAGGAAGGCAAAGAACCCAUGGACGUGAAAAACUGAACUGGAGCUCUGACAUGGUGGUAGAAGAUGUUGACAUAAGAAUCAGAAAAUAACUAUUACAAAAGGAAAAUAAUAAUGUGACAAAAGUUCAAUAAUGAAUUCAUAUUGUUUGUGGGAGUUGACUGCAGAUUUUUAACUACAAAUGAAAUUCUGUUGUGUAGAAAUCAGGGUUUACUCAGGCGGUUUUCUUCAGUUGUACCAUGCCAGCAGUAGAGUUGUUGUUCUUGUUAAUGGUGAAGGAUGUACAUGUACUUUGUUUAUACAGAGAUAACUGUAAGGAUGGAAGUAGGCUGUGAUCAAUGACUCAAGAUAAACCAUGGCAUAUUGUCUAAAUUUUCACAUUUCAGGUUGUUAAAACUCUCACGGUUUCCUAUCCAGGAAAAAUAAAAUGAAAUAGAAAAUACAUGUGUUUUAAACUUCUAUACAUGUAUAUACUUGGAGUGAAUUACUACUUUAUUAGUGUUUUUGUUAUUGAAAUAAGAGACUUGUAUGUUUAUUUUGAGCCUGAAGAGUUCACACCCUGGUACUGACCAAACAAAACCCUUUAUAUCAUACCCAUUUUAUGAUAAAUAUUUACAUUUACUUGGAUCACAUAACAUUUUAUGUAUUUGUUUUAAUUUUUUUGGUUUUUUCUUAACCCAUUUCAAAUAGAUAACCACAGUAAAUGUAGUGCACAUAUACUCAGCACAUAUAGUGCUGAGUAUGUCAUACUAGAGGUAGAAAUGGUGUGUUGACAUUAAGAUGUUUAAUUUUGUUUUUGAUUUUUUUAGCUUUUAUGCUAAGGGUUAUUUGCUGGCCCCAAACAUUUCAUGAUAAGCUCAAAAUACCUACUUUGACCUAUACGCAGUAUUGGUAUGUGUGCAUGUAUUGCUCUUUUUGUAUUUUUGAGCGAAGGCAGUUAGUCACCUUUAGUCAGGUGUUCACCGUAUAUCUGUUGGACAGCUCUCCAGAUACGCACCAGGAUUCCCAAUUUGGAACCAUUCCCAACAUCUACAUUCAUAAAGUAAGAAAAUGUAGAAUUCUUGUUUUUAUUGUAAAAAAAAAAAAAAAAUACAGCUGAUAAGAUUAAUAAUAUAUGUGACUUUUGCUUUGAAACUACAGUUUCACUAUGAUGUGAGGUUUUUGAACCUCAGUUUCACGCCAAGUUUCAACUUUGCCAAUCCAUAGAUUAGUUUGGUUGAUAAAACUUGUAACUGUAUUAAAUCUGUUAGUGUUGAUCGCUAGUUUCCUCAGUAGGAAUCUAAAGUUUCCUUGUUGAAUUUUCACCUACUAGAGUUGGCUGCAUUUUAUUCCUCCAUCAUUUGGAAUGUGGAAAUGAAGUUGCAUUUAUUGGGUUGGCUCACCAGAAAGCGAACAUGUGGGUUUUGUUUUUUAAAGAAUGUAAGGGCGAAUUUGUAAAGAUAGAAUUCUGUCUGAAGAAAACUAUAUUGUGUGAACUAGCACCUCCAGUGAAAAAGUUCUUAAUAUCAAACUAGUCUUGUCAGAAUAUGAACUGACCAUAUUGCAUAGUGAUACAUGUACUUCUGAAAAUGUCUGCCACUUUUUGGACAUUUAAAUUUUCCUGCGCACAGCCCCACCCACAAAAAGAUUGCAUUGCUAGAACACGGUGCAGUGUAUUAUUAUUAUAUAUACUGUCAAAACAGAUUUUAUUGCUUUUCUAUAACAUAGUUCAUAAUUUUUUUUUUAAAUAUUAGAGUAUUUUUCCACAGUUUGUGUAUUAACUGGCCAUUUCAAAAGCUCGUAGUUGUUUGUGUGUUACUGAUGUAUAUGUUUGGAAGAGGAUGUAUAGAUAUAUAUAUUCAGUGCUGCACUGUACACCUCAAUUAUGCAGCAAGAAAUUUUUGCUUUAUGGAUUAUUGUAAUACCGCCAAGCUUUUUAUUAAUGGUUAGUCACAUGUGUUAACAACAUCAUGUACAUGUUAAUUGGUUUGUGACCACAGGUACUCAUAAAGGUAGCCAAGAUGGUGUUUAUAGCUGGAGCUAUGUGUGUGCAAAUUUUUAAAUUCCCUAAUUAAGUCACAGUUAUGUUUUGUUUUGUUUUUGUUUUUACUUUGUUUAAGGGUUUAACUACUAUGCAAGUCAGAUUCCAAAUAAAAGACCAAGUGAGUAUAUCAUAAAUCGACAGCCUGUGGGGGAACUGCAUACUGUGAUGGGUGGGGAUUCCCCCCGGUCAGCCACUAGGUUCAUUCAAGUUAGCAAUUAACCGCUCUCUAGAGAUCCGUCAAGUUCUACUCAAGUCAGCGUUAUACAAUAGUUCUUACUUAUUUGUCCAUGUUUUGGUUUAGGCACUCAGUUGAGGCCAGCUAACUAGCUGACCAGGUGUGUACAUAGUUAAUAGGUGUCUUUGUACAAUGGAUGAAUGAUCACACAAGCUGUUCCCACAGCUUACUCACAUAUACAUGAAGAUUGUGUCAGUUGACAAAAACCAGUUUUACCAGCAAUGCUAUUUCCCAAUUUACAGAAAUAAAGAGACAUUUUU